CCACCAACCUGACAUCCCUCACUCCCUGUCUCUUCCGAAAAAUCUUUCUUACCGAAUGUAUCUCUAAAGCGCAAUUCUCUCUACCCGCAAGUCAUUCUCUCAAACCCAGAAGCCAUGUCUACUUCUACUUCGUCCUCUUUGUAUCCUAAUAUUGACAUGAAAGACGUGGCACACAACAACAAGAACGAGGCGGUUUCACCACUGGGUUCAAACUCCGAAGCCCAUGAAGAAAUCUUGAUCAAAAUCCCAGGAUCAAUCGUUCAUUUAAUUGAGAAAGAUCGUAGUGUAGAAUUGGCUUGUGGUGACUUCUUUAUUGUGAGUCUUAAACAGGGUGAAACCACUGUUGCUGUUUUUGCUCGUGUAGAUGAUGAUAUUCGGUGGCCUUUAGCUAGAGAUGAGGCAGCAGUUAAGCUUGAUGAAUCACAUUACUUCUUUACUCUCCGUGUGCCUGAAAAUGAAUCGGAUGGGGGUGAGUUAAAUAAGGGAGAGGUUGAGUUGUUGAAUUAUGGGGUAUCUUUUGCUUCGAAAGGCCAAAAGGGCUUGUUGAAGAAGUUCGAUAAGAUAUUGGAAUCUUAUAGUUUGUUUUCGGUGCAAGAAGUGAAGAAGAGUGGAGGGAAGUCGAAGGUAAUUGAUUGGAAUGUAGCGAAGGAGAUAUCGCCGGAUGACUUAGAGAAGAAUAAAGAAUUGAUGGAGAAGAGUUCUGCUGCGUAUUGGACAGUGUUGGCUCCUAAUGUGGAGGAUUAUAGCUCGUGUAUUGCUAGGACGAUUGCGGCCGGGUCAGGGCAGCUGAUUAGGGGGAUUUUGUGGUGUGGAGAUGUGACAGUGGAUAGGUUGAAGUGGGGCGAUGGGUUCUUCAAGAAAAGGAUUCGUAAGAGUAAGGAUUCAGAUAUUAGUCCAGGGACUUUGAGGAGGAUCAAAAGGGCAAAGAAUUUGACAAAAAUGUCAGAGAAAGUGGCUGUUGGGAUUCUUUCGGGGGUUGUCAAAGUCUCUGGAUCUGUUACAAGUCCAAUUGUGAACUCUAAAGCGGGCAAGAAAUUUUUUAGCCUAUUGCCUGGUGAAGUUAUUCUUGCUUCCUUGGAUGGAUUUAUCAAGGUGUGUGAUGCUAUUGAAGUUGCUGGAAAGAAUGUCUUGUCAACCUCAUCAGCUGUCACAACUGGACUUGUCUCACACAGAUAUGGAGAAGAUGCUGCAGAGGUAACACACGAAGGGCUUGAUGCUGCAGGACAUGCUAUUGGCACUGCUUGGGUUGUGUUUAAGAUAAGAAGGGCUCUUAAUCCGAAGAGUUUCUUCAAAGCAACAACUCUUGUAAAAGAUACUGCAAAGGCAAAUGCGGCUAAAAUGAAGGCUAGUAAAAACAAGAAGUAAAAGACUAAAGUCAACUGGUCUUGUUAGGUUUUAUUUUAUUUUAUUUUUUUAGUCUGUUUAUGGGAACAAGGGUUAGGAAAUACCAUGAGGCUUCUUUUGGCCUGUAGAAUUUUUUAAGGCUAGGGGUUCGUUGGUAGUUUGUCAGGGAAUGCAAAUCUGUAGUUGUAUGUUUGAUUUUGUUCACUUACCUAAUGGAUGAUUCAAGGAAUCGAGUUUGUGCU
Populus trichocarpa (black cottonwood) is the source of this 1586-nucleotide messenger RNA. RefSeq names its product protein EARLY-RESPONSIVE TO DEHYDRATION 7, chloroplastic. Gene Ontology annotation, cellular component: plasma membrane. The transcript has 4 exons. NCBI's taxonomy places the organism in Eukaryota, Viridiplantae, Streptophyta, Magnoliopsida, Malpighiales, Salicaceae. The record is from RefSeq and is a predicted model, not a curated record. The coding region runs from base 115 to 1365 and encodes 416 amino acids.